Messenger RNA from Aspergillus calidoustus, 450 nucleotides. NCBI's taxonomy places the organism in Eukaryota, Fungi, Ascomycota, Eurotiomycetes, Eurotiales, Aspergillaceae. The record is from the annotation of a GenBank genome assembly.
AUGGCCGACUCCCUCACCGAAGAGCAGGUUUCCGAGUACAAGGAGGCCUUCUCCCUAUUUGACAAGGAUGGUGAUGGCCAGAUUACCACCAAGGAACUCGGCACUGUGAUGCGCUCGCUCGGGCAGAACCCCUCCGAGUCUGAACUCCAGGACAUGAUCAACGAGGUUGACGCCGACAACAACGGCACCAUUGAUUUCCCAGAGUUCCUCACAAUGAUGGCCAGAAAGAUGAAGGACACCGACUCCGAGGAGGAAAUCCGAGAGGCUUUCAAGGUUUUCGACCGUGACAACAAUGGUUUCAUCUCAGCUGCCGAACUGCGCCACGUCAUGACCUCCAUUGGCGAGAAGCUCACUGAUGACGAAGUUGAUGAGAUGAUCCGUGAGGCGGAUCAGGAUGGUGAUGGCCGAAUUGACUACAACGAAUUUGUGCAACUCAUGAUGCAAAAAUAA